GUUGGUCAUGCAAUAAGCGACGAUGUUGUUCUACUUAAAAAGGAAUUCGACGUCACAUCAAGGCGUUUAUUCGAUACCUUGCCUUGGGCGAUACAACUGAACUGUAAACCACUGGGACUUCAUGCUCUGUGUGCGAUAUUUCUGGGAUGGAGGAUAUCUAAAGGGUUGCGAACUUCGAAUUGGAGCAGAAGUGAGCUAUCAGAGAACCAGAUACACUACGCAUGCACUGACGCUUGGGCUAGUCUCGUGGUUUAUAAAGAAAUGAAAAGGUUAAUUGAUGUUGCCACAUGACAAAAAUUCAAACUUUCGUUGGUCUCUAACGAAGAGGGCUUCGUUAGAGACCACUAUAGCAAUUUUUCCUUUUGAACAAUGUUUCUUUGUAUUAAAAUUACCUCGACUUUUCCUUUCAGGGUCGCAAGUGACCAUGGGUGCACCUUACCUUUGCCAAUAGAUUCAGUAACAGAUAUUCUAGACACAAGGCUGGAUUCAAGAAGAAAGAGGCGCAACCGUCUUGUUCAAAAUCACAAAGCUAGAAAGAACUUCGAAAUUAUGGCUAAAAUUGCUGAGCAAACUGUAGAGUAG
Messenger RNA from Paramuricea clavata, 582 nucleotides. NCBI's taxonomy places the organism in Eukaryota, Metazoa, Cnidaria, Anthozoa, Malacalcyonacea, Plexauridae. The record is from the annotation of a GenBank genome assembly.